This is a messenger RNA of Anopheles maculipalpis, 709 nucleotides long. RefSeq names its product COMM domain-containing protein 2. Lineage: Eukaryota; Metazoa; Arthropoda; Insecta; Diptera; Culicidae. The transcript has 3 exons. The record is from RefSeq and is a predicted model, not a curated record. Bases 6 to 665 code for a protein of 219 amino acids.
AUAAAAUGGCCCCAAUUAUUCGACCAGAGCAAGCGGACCAACUGCGCUUUUUACUGGAGCAACCCGAAGAAGUUCUGAUAGAGUUUUGCAAGCUGGCCAUCGAGUACAUAAACUCCGGGAUCAACGAGAAGAAAUGCACGGUGGCAGCAAAGAAACUUUCAUCCACAUACGAUAUCGUGCGUGGCGCGUUGGAAGCACUGGUUGCACUGCUAAUCGAUAGCACGAAAAUGGCAAUCAGCGAGCGUGACUUCUACACCGCAGUUCAAACCUCGUUGGAUAGUAUUGAUCAGAAGCAAAGCGAAAUAUUGUGGCAGUUUAUAACGAGCAAGCGCCACUUGGUCGAUAAUGUGCUGCGUGCAUCCUGUCAGGAUGAGAUGUAUUUUCGUGAUUUAGAGUGGCGCAUCGAAGGACGCAUCGCAUCCCGCAGCCUUCGAUCACAGGCAGCACCGGUGAUCAAGAUGAAGUUUCACCUAGACACCGAGUGUGUGAGCGAGUACCGGGAAAAAUUACAUUCCACGCCGGAGACGGAAAAGCACACACGUAGAGAAGUGCUGGCCGAAACGGACCCCAGCAUGCUUCAGCACAUGAUACAGGUGCUGGAGCAAGCGCUGCUGGAAGCACGAACAAGGCGCGUUCGGAACUACGUUAAACCAGCCCAAAGUUAACGCUUGGGAAUAAAUAUUUACACCGUAUUACACGUCCACAAUGC